GCUGCUGCCGCCGCUGUCGCUGCCGCUGCCGCUGCUGCUGUUGCCUUUGAGGUUUCGUUCCUUUCAUGGUUUCUCCUGCCAAACCAGAGGUACCUUCGCCGCUGUUCUCUUUGGUGCCAUUCAGCGGCAGGUUAGAGGAUGAAACUCCCAAGACUCCUCGCUUUCUUGCUCUGGCACCUGACUUGGUUGGACCUAGAUCUUAUCAGCACUGUUCUGAGUGCCCCAGACCUGGCACAGAGAACCUCAGGGUCCAGACCGGGAUUGGCCAAGGCAGAAGCCAAGGAGCGUUCCCCCCCGGCCAGAGGCAGCUUCAGGCCGGGGGGACAUGGCUUCAAUGGGGCAGCCACUAAUGCCAGGGCAAAGGGCAGCGCCAGCCAAGCUGGAGGCCUACUACCCAAGAAGGAUCAGCCCAAAAAGAUGCCCUCGAGAUCCGGAGGUCCUGAGCCCAAGCCAGAAUUCCCCCAGGCAAGGCAGGCUGGAGCUCGGACUGUGACCCCCAAAGGGCAGCACCCUGGUGCCAAGGUUCCUCCAAAGGGUGGCCCCAGUUCCAGUACCUUCCUACUGAAAAAGGCCAAGGAGCCGGGGCCCCCAAGCGAGCCCAAGGAACCAUUCCGACCGCCCCCAGUCACGCCCCAUGAAUACAUGCUCUCCCUGUACAGGACGCUAUCGGAUGCUGAUAGGAAGGGAGUCAAUGGCAGCGUGAAGCUGGAAGCUGGGCUGGCCAACACCAUCACCAGCUUCAUAGACAAAGGGCAAGAUGACAGAGGUCCUGCAGUCAGGAAGCAGAGAUAUGUGUUUGAUAUCAGUGCUCUGGAAAAAGAUGGGCUGUUGGGAGCUGAGUUACGGAUACUGCGGAAAAAGCCCUCAGAUGGGUCAAAGCCAUCUAUCCUUGGGCGGCCAGCCCAGCUGAAGUUGUCUAGCUGUCCCAGUGGCCGGCAACCAGGUAUCUUGCUUGAUGUACGUUCUGUGCCAGGUCUGGAUAGCCCCCGUUGGGAAGUGUUUGACAUCUGGAAGCUUUUCCGAAAUUUUAAGAACUCAGCUCAGCUGUGUUUGGAGCUGGAGGCCUGGGAUCGAGGCCGUGUCAUGGACCUACGUGGUGUGGGCUUUGACCGAGUUGCCCGUCAGGUCCACGAGAAGGCCUUGUUUCUGGUGUUUGGCCGCACUAAGAAACGUGAUCUGUUCUUUAAUGAAAUCAAGGCUCGCUCUGGCCAAGAUGAUAAGACUGUGUAUGAGUACCUAUUUAGUCAGCGUCGGAAACGGCGGGCCCCACUCACAACCCGUCAGGGCAAGCGACCCAGCAAGAAUCCCAAGGCCCGUUGCAGUCGCAAGGCACUGCAUGUUAAUUUCAAGGACAUGGGCUGGGAUGACUGGAUCAUUGCACCCCUGGAAUAUGAGGCCUUCCACUGUGAAGGACUCUGUGAGUUUCCCCUUCGAUCUCACCUGGAGCCCACCAACCAUGCUGUCAUCCAGACUCUCAUGAACUCCAUGGAUCCAGAAUCUACCCCCCCUACCUGCUGUGUACCCACCAGGUUAAGUCCUAUCAGCAUCCUCUUCAUUGAUUCUGCCAACAAUGUGGUCUACAAGCAGUAUGAGGACAUGGUUGUGGAGUCCUGUGGCUGCAGGUAGCAGCAUCACCCCUCCAGCCACCCACCUUUCUCCAUGGUCAUGGCCACUGUUACAUGGCCUCCAUUUUUUCAUCGGUAUCCUAAUUCCCAGGACCAUGGAUGGGGUGGGGAGACACAGCUAAGAGCAAUUUGUUAAGCCUCAUUUUGCCCUUGGAGAAAGGGUAGUACUUCCAGGGCCUCUUCCAAUUUCCCUUUCCAUGACUCUGGCUAGAAAGCCCCUCACCAAAGAGCAUCUUUCCCAGAAGGCAUGUUCCCAUCUGAGGGAGUCCCAUCCCAAUCUGCGUACUUCCCAGGCAUCAGAGGAUCCCUCUCAUGAGGCACCAGCAUCAGUGCUGCUCAGGCUUCCAGGUUAUGCCUAGGAAGUACAGACUUGAGGGUAUGGAGAUAUCAGGAGCUAAUUUUCUUCAGGAAGUCCUUUCUCAGUUCUAGACUCCGUCUCAGACAUUUCACCUCAGUCUCAGGAACCCCUAGGGAAGUCUGGCUGCUUCCUGGGGUCUGCCUGGAAAGAUAGCAUUGGGUGUGACUCCACAUACACACAAGAGUGUACAGUGACCUUUUCUAUUUCCAGCUUGGCAGAAAGAGGAGCUAAAUGGGCAAGGGUGGGGGAGCAGGGAUGAGGGUUUCAGGGGCAGCAGGGAUGGGGGAAAGGGUAUUAGACUGUUAUAUUGUUAGAUUAAACUGUACAUUGGCCAAGAUAAAGA
This is a messenger RNA of Phascolarctos cinereus (koala), 2326 nucleotides long. It is a transcript of the gene GDF5, whose product is annotated as growth differentiation factor 5. NCBI's taxonomy places the organism in Eukaryota, Metazoa, Chordata, Mammalia, Diprotodontia, Phascolarctidae. The record is from RefSeq and is a predicted model, not a curated record. Gene Ontology annotation, molecular function: growth factor activity; cytokine activity. Gene Ontology annotation, cellular component: extracellular region.